GUGUGUGUCAGAUAGGUGGGAAGGGCUGUCUCGAGCUGUAUAAAUAAAUGAGUCUGGUGGAUAUCAAGCAUGAAACGAAGACACUGUGGAGACAUUUGGAGCAGAGAUCUAGAAUGGCCAGCCACAAAGGUUUGAUUCUUGAUGUGGAUCUGAGAAGUCGUGAAAACAACUUGGCACACCGCACCAGGGAGAUCGAUCAAAAGCGCUUGAUUGUGCGCAGAUGUCAACCCUUCUCCAUAGCUCUGGAGUGUAAUGGCCCAUUGCCCCCCAAAAACCACUUGCAACUAGUCCUGCACCUCGGUAAGAGAGACGAGGUGGUGAUCAAGGUUCAGAAGGAGCGUGGAGCUGGGGACAAGUGGUGGUUUAACCAGCAGCGAGCACAAGAUGAAGUACUGCUGACUCUGCACAGUCCAGCGGAUGCUGUAAUUGGCCAGUACAGUCUGGCUGUGCUGAUGAUGUCACCAGAAGGACGCAUUAUAGAGAAAAAGGACAAAAUUAGUUUCCACCUGCUCUAUAACCCCUGGUGCAAAGAUGAUGUGGUGUACCUUCCUGAUGAGACUCUGCUUCAGGAGUAUAUAAUGAAUGAAGAAGGAGUCAUCUACAUGGGGACCUGGGAUUACAUCAAAAGCAUUCAUUGGAAUUAUGGACAGUUUGAGGACUAUGUGAUGGACAUCUGUUUUGAAGUCCUGGAUAAUUCCAACGAUGCUCUGAGAAACUCACAGAUGGACAUUCAGCGCAGAUCUGACCCUGUCUAUGUCAGCAGGAUCAUCACUGCAAUGGUGAACUCUAAUGAUGACAGGGGUAUCUUGACUGGACGCUGGACUGAGCCGUACGGUGAUGGAGUUGCACCGUAUCGAUGGACCGGCAGUGUGCCCAUCCUCCGCCAGUGGAGCAAAUCUGGAGUCAAAGCAGUAAAAUAUGGCCAGUGCUGGGUGUUUGCUGCAGUUGCAUGUACAGUGCUGCGCUGUCUGGGAAUCCCAACACGUCACAUCACUAACUUCUCUUCAGCUCACGAUGUUGAUGGAAACCUCUCCAUAGACUUCCUGUUGGAUGAAAGUCUGGAAACUCUGGAGAGCAGAGGCAGGAGAGACAGCAGCUGGAACUUCCACUGUUGGACUGAGUCUUGGAUGAGGAGAGAUGAUCUUCCCAAAGGAAAUGAUGGCUGGCAGGUUUUAGACCCCACCCCUCAAGAACUCAGUGAUGGGGUGUUUUGCUGCGGUCCGUGCCCUGUGACAGCCAUCAAGGAGGGAAAUCUGGGAGUGAAGUACGAUGCUCCAUUUAUAUUCGCAGAGGUGAACGCUGACAUCAUCCACUGGAUUGUUCAAAAAAGUGGCCAACGGAGAAAAAUAAAAGCGGACCAGACCAGUGUAGGGAAGAACAUCAGCACCAAAAGUGUUUAUGGGGACUUCAGAGAAGAUGUCACUUUACACUACAAAUAUCCUGAAGGAUCCAAGAAGGAGAGAGAAGUGUACGAGAAGGCCGGGCGCCGGGUAACAGACCCCACCGAUGAGAGUGCAGAACCAGCACGACUGCAGCUGUCAAUCAAGCAUGCUAAGCCUGUGUUUGGCACAGACUUUGAUGUGAUUAUGGAGGUGGAGAACAAAGGAGACCAGGAUGCUCAUGUUCAGCUGACCGUGCUGGCUAUGGCUGUUACUUACACUUCUGUCUAUCGGGGGGAGUGCCAGAGGCAGAUGACCACUGUGAAGGUGCCUGCUCACAAAGUCCAAAAGGAAGUCCUGCGUCUGCGCUAUGACGACUAUGCCAAGUGUGUCUCUGAUGAUCACCUGAUCAGGGUGAAAGCAUUUGUAGAGGCUCCAGGGGAGAAUGAACCCAUCAUGACUGUGACCGACAUCCCACUGAGCAGGCCUGAAGUCAUCAUGCAGGUUCCUGGGAGGGCUUUUGUUUGUGAACAAGUAAAAGCCCACAUCUCCUUCACCAAUCCUUUGCCAGUUCCACUCAAAGGAGGUGUGUUCACUGUGGAGGGUGCAGGCCUACUGUCUUCCACUGAGAUCCAUGUUAAGGGUGACAUUGCUCCAGGACAGAAGGUGUCCAUUCAGCUUUCUUUCUCACCCAUGAGGACUGGGGUGAGGAAGCUGCUGGUGGACUUUGACUCUGACAGACUGAAAGAUGUAAAGGGAGUAGCCACUGUGGUUGUCCGCAAGAAAUACAAUAAUAACAUCCCUGAAAUUUGUGAGUGGAUGAGCUGAAUGUAAAGGAAUGGGACCCAAUGAGACAAAAAAUAUUCCACAUACCAGCAGCCUGUGAAUAUCCACAAAUAAAUCCUGAUAUAGCAUUAGCUUGAAGCCACAAUGUGUCAGCUAUGAACAUUUAUGACUUUGCGUUAUUAUAUUUCUGUAUUUUGUUCAGGUUCAACUUAAUUAGCAUUGCAUUUUUGCAUUCUUCUUCUUCUUCUUCUGCUAGUUUUUGGUUUUGAUUUCAAGAAAAUCUUUUGUUUCCUGUGUUUGUUGUUGUAUUGUUGUGUUUUUUGCACCGUUUAUAAUCACAAAGUUAAACCUCAUGCAUUUGAUAAUAAUUGUGUUUAAGCCGAUAUAGAAAAAUAUGUAUAGAGUGAUUUAAAUAAAGUUUCUUUCCCAGUUGA
Molecule: messenger RNA, 2599 nt
Organism: Archocentrus centrarchus (flier cichlid)
Lineage: Eukaryota; Metazoa; Chordata; Actinopteri; Cichliformes; Cichlidae
Product: protein-glutamine gamma-glutamyltransferase 2-like
Exons: 15
Coding region: 48-2207 (719 amino acids)
Biological process (GO): peptide cross-linking
Cellular component (GO): mitochondrion
Molecular function (GO): protein-glutamine gamma-glutamyltransferase activity
Source: RefSeq, a predicted model, not a curated record